UGAGCAUAAAUCGCCUACAAUCACUAGUGCAAUGUAGUUUCGUUUCCCUGCAAUUCAUUAGUUUCGUUUCCCUUACGUAGGUCUUUACACGUGACCUGCAAAAGUAUGAGGAUCAGGAAGAGGAUUAUCUUGCGAUAAUUAUCUUUUUAUCUGUGUAACAUUUUUAAACCUCACAGUUUCCGAAGAGAAGUGAGUCUCCGUUCUCUUGUUUGGAACCAAAAAUAAAUGUGCACACUGUGAAAUAAAAGUUGAAAGGUUCGCUACACGAAAGUGCUAAAUUUAACCAGGCACAAUGACAGAAGAUUCUUCUGCUGACGUGGAUUUCUCUGGAGCUUUGCUGAGAUUGGGUGAAAGUGACCCAAAUGCAGCUGCUGUGAAGGCUAAAGAAGAACUGGACAGUCUUGACAGUGUGACUCUGAAUAUCGCUGUGACUGGGGAAGCAGGAGCAGGAAAGUCUUCAUUCAUUAAUGCGCUUCGAGAUCUGAGUGAUGAAGAUGACAACUCCGCACCAACUGGAUUGACUGAAACCACAAAGGAAGCUACCAUGUACACCCAUCCCACAAAGCCAAAUGUUAGACUGUGGGACCUACCAGGAAUUGGCACGCCAAAUUUCAAAGCGAACAAAUACCUCAAAGACGUAAAAUUUGAAACGUACGAUUUUUUUAUCAUCAUUUCCUCAGAGAGGUUCAAGGAGAAUGAUGUGUAUCUGGCCAAGGAGAUUCAAAAAAAGCAGAAGAGGUUUUAUUUUGUCCGAAACAAGAUUGAUAAUGACAUUCGCUCAGCAGCAAAUGGAAAAAUCAACGAGCAGCAGCUGCUUUGCACGAUCAGGGAAGACUGCUACAGAAAUCUGAAGGAGGUAGGAAAUCCUAAAGUGUUCUUGAUUUCCUCUUUUGACUUGGGGAAGUAUGACUUUGAAAAUCUGGUUGGUACCCUAGAGUCAGAGCUUUCAGAUCACAAGGGAUUUGCUCUGGUUCAGUCCUUGCCUGUGUACUCUCUGGCUAUGCUAGAGAAAAAGAAAGCGCUUCUGGAGAAGUUCAGUUGGCUUGCAGCAUUAGCCUCAAGUGCAUGUACUUUAGUUCCCAACCAAAUAAUGUCUCUGAUCGCAGACAACGCAAUACUGAUAGCGUAUCUCAUAGGCUGUCAUUACGUUUUGGGUUUGAAUGAGAAAUCGCUCAAACAGCUGUCAGAGAGAACGAACAAGCCUGUCUCCCAGUUGAAAUUGGCUAUAAAGUCACCUGUGUCACUGGCAGUGCUAGACAGAAUGAGGAUUAGUCCUAUGGCAAAACCAGUGAAAAGUUUAGAGGAUCUGCUUGAUAGUAAAAAUCUUGCAGCCAAUGUUCGGAACGCAAAAGAUGCCUUCACAAAUAGUCACACCAACUUGAUUAGAGCUCUAAAUGAAAUGAUCAAAGACAUGAGACAAGUUCUUCAAGUAGCAGGUUUGGACAAAUAAAAUCAUGCUAAUGAACAAUGUUUACAAAACUGUUUUUCUGUGUGUGUGUGGACAUUUGACCAUCAUAACUAAGUUUAUUGGGAACUGUGUGUACUGAGUGGCACUGGAAGGUGAUUUCUUUAACCUCUUGAAGCCCAAGGUGUUUUUUUACAUGCAUUUUUUAUUUCUCUUUGCUAUUUGGGCUUAUUGGAACCUAAUUACAAUAAAAAUCUAUGUAUCAUCUUUUGAUACGAUGUACUUUUAGAGAAAAAUGAUGUCCAUAUAUGUGGACUCGUUGUCCGAAUUUACAUAAAACACUUUUUCCUGAAUGUUUUUUAAUGCAUAUAUAACAUAGACAUUUCUUUUUUUAACUUGCUUUGACUAUCAGAGAGUAAAAACAACCUUUUUUCCCAUUUUGGACAGUUAAAAAUAGUGUUUGGGACAUUUCAUAUGCAGCAAAACAGUUGCAGGAUGACACUGCAUGUCUGUAACAAAAUAUAAAACAUUCAAAGUAUUUUAAAUAGCCACUUAAGAGCUAAAAUGUGCUGUCCACAUAUGUGGACACUCAAGCCCUUGGAGGUUAAGAAAAAUGGUCGAAAUGAGAAAGUUAAACUGAAAACUGAAAACUAAACUGGUAAAAACGUGACUGUAUACUUUUCAAGAAUAUGUGGUUAGUUCAAGAAAUUUUGAUUACCCAUAUUAUUUUUAUUGUACACUUGUAAACUUCAUAUGCUUACCUUAUUUUAGAAUGCAUACAAGAGUUAUAGGCCAAGGGUCGUAAUCUUUACCAUCUUGUAAACAAUGAAUUUCAUAUUCUUUUUUAUCAUUAUUAUUUGUGUGAAUUGUUUUCUACAUAUUUUCAGUGCAAUUAUACACAUUGGAUCAAAUGAUAAUAAAUGCCAUAGUGGCAGGUGUUGAUUUUCAGGAUGUUCUAGUUUAGAUGAUUAUAUGUGAAUAGCGUAGACAAUGGUAUUUUUGUUUUUGUUUGUACAGUAUGUGUGUGGUGUGUGGUUUAUAUUAAA
Danio aesculapii is the source of this 2451-nucleotide messenger RNA. RefSeq names its product immunity-related GTPase family, e4 (gene irge4). The record is from RefSeq and is a predicted model, not a curated record. The coding region runs from base 293 to 1450 and encodes 385 amino acids. Lineage: Eukaryota; Metazoa; Chordata; Actinopteri; Cypriniformes; Danionidae. Gene Ontology annotation, cellular component: membrane. The transcript has 3 exons. Gene Ontology annotation, molecular function: GTP binding.